CGCUUGCACAUGAGUUGCUGUGAUCGAACUAUAAGAACGACAUAACAUUAUGCUGAGUCUCACUGCUGCUAUAUUUCUUGUGAUAUAUAUUACUGUUGUGGCUGGAAACGCCUCAACUGAAGUUAUUCUCACAUGUAAAGAAACAGGGACCAAAAUAGUUAAAAAAGGUUGUUUCAAAGACCCAUCAAGAGAAGACAGAACACUACCGGAAUUAUUGGCCAAUUUUAGAGAUAAAAUAGAUUGGAACGAAUGGAAAAAUUUUUUAGAUACAUUUUCAUGCGAAUGCGCUAAACAAGCGAGAAAAAAGGAUUACCGCUACUUUGGUUUGCAGUUUUAUGGAGAAUGCUGGUCAGGAAUGCACUCUGAACGCUUAUUUUCUAUCAAGAAACCUAGUCAAUGUCUUGGGUAUGAAUACAAGACGUGCGAAGAUUCCACAAACAGCGCGUGCACUGGUGGAGGAGGAUAUAAUUACGUCUAUGAAAUUGUGUAUGAAGAAACUGAAACAAACCUUUGCGAGGAGCUCUCUCCUUGUGUGAAUGGUGAGUGCGUUUCAACUGGGGAUUCGUACAUGUGUGAUUGCUUAUCUGGGUAUGAAGGAGUGAAUUGUGAUACUCUUAUUGAUAAUGAUGAUUGUGCUAACAGUCCAUGCGUAAACGGGGAAUGUAUUGACGGGAAAAAUUCAUAUGAAUGUAAAUGUUCGCCUGGUUAUAAUGGACAGAAUUGCGAGAAAAACAUCGAUGAUUGUGCUAACAGUCCAUGCGUAAACGGAGAUUGUAUUGACAAAGUGAAUUCAUAUGAAUGUAGAUGUACACCAGGUUAUAAUGGGCAGAACUGCGAGAAAAACAUCGAUGAUUGUGCUAACAGUCCAUGCGUAAACGGAGAUUGUAUUGACAAAGUAAAUUCAUAUGAAUGUAGAUGUACACCAGGUUAUAAUGGGCAGAACUGCGAGAAUAACAUCGAUGAUUGUGCUAACAGUCCAUGCGUAAACGGAGAUUGUAUUGACAAAGUGAAUUCAUAUGAAUGUAGAUGUACACUUGGUUAUAAUGGGCAGAACUGCGAGAAUAACAUCGAUGAUUGUGCUAACAGUCCAUGCGUAAACGGAGAUUGUAUUGACAAAGUGAAUUCAUAUGAAUGUAGAUGUACACUUGGUUAUAAUGGGCAGAACUGCGAGAAUAACAUCGAUGAUUGUGCUAACAGUCCAUGCGUAAACGGAGAUUGUAUUGACAAAGUGAAUGCAUAUGAAUGUAAAUGUACACUUGGUUAUCAUGGGCAGAAUUGCGAGAAAAAUAUUGAUGACUGUGCUAAAAAACCAUGUCGCAAUGGUGGAAGAUGUGUUGAUAAAGUGAAUUCAUAUCAAUGCGUUUGUAAAAGUGGAUAUAAUGGAGCGAACUGUGAAACAAAUAUCAAUGACUGCGCAAAAACACCUUGUCGUAAUGGUGGAAGAUGUGUUGAUAAAGUGAAUUCAUAUCAAUGUAUUUGCAAACCUGGAUAUGAUGGAGUGAACUGUGAAACAAAUAUUGAUGACUGUGCUAAAAAACCAUGUCGCAAUGGUGGAAGAUGUGUUGAUAAAGUGAAUUCAUAUCAAUGUGUUUGUAAAACUGGAUUUAAUGGAGUGAACUGUGAAACAAAUAUUGAUGACUGUGCUAAAAAACCAUGUCGCAAUGGUGGAAGAUGUGUUGAUAAAGUGAAUUCAUAUCAAUGUAUUUGUAAAACUGGAUUUAAUGGAGUAACCUGUGAAACAAAUAUCGAUGAUUGUGCUAAGAAUCCAUGUCGUAAUGGUGCCAAAUGUGUUGAUAAAGUGAAUUCAUAUCAAUGUAUUUGUAAAACUGGAUAUAGUGGGGUGAACUGCGAUAGUGUGACCAUUAAACCGAAUUAUUGUAAGAACGCAAAUUGGUGGCACAGUUUUGAUAAAAAAGGAUGGUCAACUUGCAAUAAUAACAAGCUCUUUAUCACUGGAUUUUAUCGAAACAAAUUGGAUAAUUGGGACAAAGAUCAAAUUUAUCGACUCGAGGAGGCACGAUGUUGUUCAUCCAACUCACUUUAUCUAACACAAAGCAGCGAGUGUACGGAUGCAAAUUGGUGGGCCUCUCUUGACAAACCAAGCACUUGGAGUCUUUGCCCAAAAGGAUACUUUCUCAAUGGUCUUUACCGGACAUCGGGAAAUAACCUACAUAACAUCGAAGAGGGAAGAUGUUGUAAGCCUGUUACUCAUCCCAAGGACUACGGGCAUUGCUAUAACGAAUAUAUUCGACACGAAUUUGAUAAACGAGGAUGGACAAGCUGUAUGAAGACUGGUUAUUAUGUCGUGGGAGUGUAUCGUGAUCAUAACAAAGACUGGCUCCACGAUAUCGAUUACUUGAGGUGUUGUAAAAUGUCGACAGAUGUUGAUCAUUGUGCUAAAAACCCAUGUCGUAAUGGUGGAAGAUGUGUUGAUAAAGCGCAUUCAUAUCAAUGUGUUUGUAAAACUGGAUUUAAUGGAGUGAACUGUGAAACAAAUAUUGAUGAUUGUGCUAAAAAACCAUGUCGUAAUGGUGGAAGAUGUGUUGAUAAAGUGAAUUCAUAUCAAUGUGUUUGUAAAAGUGGAUAUAGUGGAGUGAACUGCGAUAUUAUUGUGACCGUUAAACCGAAUUAUUGUAAGAACGCAAAUUGGUGGCACAGUUUUGAUAGAAAAGGAUGGUCAACUUGCAAUAAUAACAAGCUCUUUAUCACUGGAUUUUAUCGAAACAAAUUGGAUAAUUGGGACAAAGAUCAAAUUUAUCGACUCGAGGAGGCACAAUGUUGUUCAUCUAACUCACUUUAUCUAACACAAAGCAGUGUGUGUACGGAUGCAAAUUGGUGGGCCUCUCUUGACAAACGAAGCACUUGGAGUCUCUGCCCAGAAGGAUACUUCCUCAAUGGUCUUUACCGGACAUCAGGAAAUAACUUACACAACAUCGAAGAAGGAAGAUGUUGUAAGCCUGUUAAUCAUCCCAAGAACUACGAGAAUUGCUAUAACGAAUAUAUUCGACACAAAUUUGAUAAACAAGGAUGGACAAAAUGUAUGAAGACUGGUUAUUAUGUCGUGGGAGUGUAUCGUGAUCAUAACAAAGACUGGCUCCACGAUAUCGAUUACUUGAAGUGUUGUAAAAUGUGGACAAGACUUUAACUGUUCUCCAAGACAAACAUUUAACUCAAACUGGACGGCUGAAGGCUGGAAAUGUAGAAAAAACUGGUGUAGUAGGGUCAUAGUAAUAGUCGAAAUAAAUAUAGUUGAUG
Molecule: messenger RNA, 3255 nt
Organism: Dendronephthya gigantea
Lineage: Eukaryota; Metazoa; Cnidaria; Anthozoa; Malacalcyonacea; Nephtheidae
Product: fibropellin-1-like
Exons: 22
Coding region: 50-3145 (1031 amino acids)
Biological process (GO): Notch signaling pathway
Molecular function (GO): calcium ion binding; Notch binding
Source: RefSeq, a predicted model, not a curated record